GAUCGCGUCUUCGUUGCGAAGGACGUGAGGAGAACGGUUCCCCACUUUCGGCGACCUCGAGGGAGAGCGAGAGCGUGUAUUUUCCGCGGACAGACAUGCAGUACUAAGAGAGUGUUGUUAUCGUCAUCACGUAUUAGUGUCCCAUCGUUUUUUUUUCCCUUCCCAUUGCCGUAGUGUUGAUCAUACUAUUUGAGUAUUCGAUUAAUAUUUAAAUCAUACGUACAAAUUAUCUUUCAAAGGAGAUAUUAAAGAAUUAAAAUUGAAAAAAAAAAACAAAAGAAAAAGAAUACAAAAAUAUAUAUAUAUAUAUAUAUAAAAAAAGAAGAAAAAAAGAAAAAUCGUCCAAUAUAAUCAACGAUCUGUUCUCAUUUAUAUACGUCGAUUAUCAUCGUCGUUUAUUCUUUGAUUCGUCGAUUAUAAUAUAGUUUCGUGUAUUUUUCGACGAAAAGAUUGAGACAGAGAGUGAGAGAAGGAGAAAGAGGGAUUUAAAAUCGUAUGUACGCGAGAAGUGAUCGCACCUCGAUUGAAUUUCGAAACCGGUUGAAACCGUAGCCAUUGGACAUCGUUGAAAAGGGCUAAGAGAACCGGUAAGAGAAAGGACGGAAGGAGAAAGGACGUUUACGAUUUGAAAGAAGAAAUACAAAUUUGUUUUUUUUUUUUUUUUUUUCUUUUUUUUUUUGUAUUCACUCGAUAAUCAAUCGACGUUUGGAAAACGCUGCUUGGGAUCGUUCGAGAAAAGAAGCAAGAAAAUCAAGAGUUUAAUCUAAGAUGGGAUACGGUACAGAGAUGGACGGCUGCGGCCGUUUUAUGAAGUACUCAUUGUUCUUUACAAAUUUCAUCAUCUUCAUCGGUGGUAUCGUUAUAACUGGCUUAGCGAUAUGGGCAUUUGUCGAUAAAGUACCUUGGAUAGGCGAAUUGGUGGGAAACGAUUUGUUGACAGGUGCUAUUUAUGUAUUAUUAGCUGGUGGAAUUUUGGUAGCUAUUAUCGCUUUCUUUGGAUGCGUUGGUGCGUCACGCGAAGUCAAAUGUAUGCUGGUCACAUAUUUCAUAAUCGUGUUUUUAUUAUUCGUGACGAUGCUAAUUGGCGGUGUUCUCGGCUAUGUGUUCCGUGAAAAAUUGUUGAACACAUUGGAACGUGAAAUGUCCGGUAGCCUGAGAUUAUAUGAUCAUCGCAAAUCUGUCCGUGAUGCUUGGGAUACUACGCAAACCCAACUCCAUUGUUGCGGUGUAUAUGUCUGGAGAGAUUGGGGAGUUCAUGGUCUCCUUGUGCCACAAAGCUGUUGUCGCGAGGUUCAACCCGGACAGCGAUUUAACUGCAGUUCUGGUGCUGACACAGUAAAUCCAUCGAACGCUUAUCUGGAAGGUUGCCUAAACAGAACGCAAGUUUAUAUGCAACAGCAUGCAGCCGUUAUGGGUGGCGCUGGUAUCGCUGUUGCGUGUCUCAUGUUCUUUGGCAUGAUAUUCUCUUGUGCAUUAUUCAAGAUGAUAGAAUGACAAAGCAAUGACUACUACGUGUAAAAAAAACAUCCCGUGGGUAUUCUUUUGAUCCAGACAAGCACGGAAGAUAAUGAAAAUCUCCAACGCAUACUCGACGAUUUUUUUCCUCUUAUGAAUCACGCGACGAUAGAUCUUUAUCAUCGUCAUUAAUAAAUCUGCCUCGGUGUAUAUCUCAAUAACAAAUUCUCGCCAUUCGUUUUUUUAUUCUUCUACAAUUCUUAUCAAAUCAUUGUAUUCAUAUACUUCUUCUUUCUAUUCCAUUAUAUCUAUAUCAAUAUCGUAUAGUAUAUAUAUAUUACAUAUAAAUAUAUAAUAUAUACAAGUUAUUUAAAGAAUUUUUCUCACGUAUUUUAACGAAUCUCACGCAUUUUUAUGUCCUUUUUUGCGUUUACGUUACGUUAACAAUUAUACGUAAUGUAUAAAUGUAUGAUGCUAUGUAUUAUACAAGAAAAAUAUCGUAAGAAUACUGUAAUUAUUAUAUUUCUAGCUACAAAACUUUCGAUUAUAUAUAUACAUUAUGUAAACUGUAAUAAUAAAAUACCACGAUCGACUCGUAUCUCUUA
Vespa crabro (European hornet) is the source of this 2060-nucleotide messenger RNA. RefSeq names its product CD151 antigen (gene Tsp74F). The transcript is spliced from 7 exons. Gene Ontology annotation, cellular component: membrane. Bases 769 to 1494 code for a protein of 241 amino acids. The record is from RefSeq and is a predicted model, not a curated record. NCBI's taxonomy places the organism in Eukaryota, Metazoa, Arthropoda, Insecta, Hymenoptera, Vespidae.